AUGUCUUCCGGUGCUCCUAGCAACUUGCCCGCUAUGACCCCUUCUGCUGCGCCUGUGCAGGCGCAGGUGCCGGCUCCCUCGCCACUGCUGCUAGUGUUGUUGGGGCUGUUGCCGCUGUGCCCAACCAGGGCCAGAAACGCUCUCAGACUGGAAAGUGCUGGGAGUGUGGCCGUCGUGGCCACUCAAAAAAAGAAUUGCCCACGGCGACGCAAGGAUACUCGGCCCGGCAAAGCACCUACUAGUGCUGCUUCUGUUGCCGGCGUUGGCGCUCGCGCCAACCAGUCUCGGGCUUUGGCCCCGAUUCAUGCUGUUCGGGGGUUCAUCCCCAGAUUCGCGAAUGUGUCCGGACCUAUUGUGAUCAACUUUGGCUCGGGUCCUGUUGGCCCUGUGGGCCCGACAACUGUCGGUGCCUCUGUCGACAGUUUGCCGAUCCAAGAAUGGGCUGGUCGUGUUGCUGGCUUCGGCCAGUUAUGUCAAUCGCAAUCCUGGGGCCGUGAUGUUGAACACGUUGGUCAUCUUACCCUCCCUCUUUCACCACCCAGCGUUGACUCUUUGCCCACUAUGGGCACAAAACCCCCCGCCUUCGCCCUUGCCAGAGGGUAUACUGGCAAUGAUAAUGACUCCGAUAAGGACAUGGAACUUGCUCCACCUAUUGCCAACACCGCCAACGAGGUGUUGGCCUCUCCAAUUCCGCCCAUCCACACUCUCCCACCAGUCGCCCCCUGGUUUUUAUCAGACACGAGCUACUUCCCCGGGCGAAUUAGCCCAUAG
Molecule: messenger RNA, 771 nt
Organism: Penicillium angulare
Lineage: Eukaryota; Fungi; Ascomycota; Eurotiomycetes; Eurotiales; Aspergillaceae
Exons: 4
Coding region: 1-771 (256 amino acids)
Source: RefSeq, a predicted model, not a curated record